Messenger RNA from Hylaeus volcanicus, 2112 nucleotides. RefSeq names its product zinc finger protein 512B-like. Bases 1110 to 1961 code for a protein of 283 amino acids. The record is from RefSeq and is a predicted model, not a curated record. Lineage: Eukaryota; Metazoa; Arthropoda; Insecta; Hymenoptera; Colletidae. The transcript has 3 exons.
UCAUCGAUAGGAUCCCAGUGUCGGUCGCUCAUGCAGUCACUACUAUUAUAACGGGUGAGCAGUCCUCCUUUCACACCGGACCGGCAAAUACUUUCAUCGAUGCUAGUUUUUUGGCUUUACUCGCCUUUUGCCUUUUACCUAUCCAGUUUUAUUUUCUUUCCUUUCUUAUUGCGUGAAAGACCGCGCUACUCUCACUGAAGCUGUUCACAACGUGAAUCUUUCAAUCCUAUCGUGGGUACAUGAAGCUCCUCAAACCGUCGCAUAUUCUCCAUAAAUUUAUCUUAUAAAAUGGAGCAACAAGACACGCGUACAAAGUUGGCUAUAGAACUAGCCCACUGCUAACCGCUACUUCUACCGCGCAAAAAAAAAAAAUUAUAGAUCAAGUCCAAGGCGCUUAAUAUAGCACGCGUUUACUUAAAUCGGAGCAAGCCGACACGUUUGACUUCCGCUCAAGAAUCCCAUGACAAGUGACAUCGCGAAAUAGGACAAAACGGAAGAAAGAGAAGCCGGAGUAGGAAAGGAAAUCACUUUCAUCGCUGGCUCAAUCGCGAUGGGCGUUCACCACGCUCACUCGGUCCGCCUUAGCCAGCGAAUCGCGCGGUGCAUUCCGUCAACGUUUCUCGAGGAAGAGCGACCAACGAUCUGCUCCCUCCGCGUAUGAAUCUCGAUCGCCCUAUAGAGAAAUCUACAUCCACGUCGCUCCGGUCUGUAUGCAUUCCAUCGUUGACAUUCGAAAUGGAUGCCUUUUGGGGAGGUCGAAUGAUUACCCAGGUGCAUCGUUAGUACCACUCGGACUCACCCCACGGAUGCACUCUGAUAACGGGGACCAGAAUCGUUGGAACAGAUUGCAUCUAUCGCAGGUAGAUGCUCUACAAAUGGAUACGAGUUACAAGUCCAGUAAGCAGAGAUUUGCAAGCUUUAAAGAGCGAAACCUCGACUGUGUCCAAGCAAGAAGGGGAUGCAUAGCACGUGGCAUUCAAUUUUUCAAUGCUAGCUUCACCGUGACAUCGAAAGUCUGUGGUGGUCUAAGAUGUCCAGGAGCAUGUCGGUGUCGCGUUUCGUCGCAUGGACGUAUUUCCUAUACGCUAGUGUAAGAUACGAAUGCGAGCAUGCAGGUCCGGUUUUCAGGAGAGAUCAUCGUCUUGGAAGGGAGAGGGAGAAAGCGUAUAAGAAGGAGCGGUCCAUCGUCAACGACCCGCAGUAUCCCCAUCCGUUUCUUCAUCUCCACUGUCCUCAUCGAGUGGCCAGAAAAUGACCUUUUGGCCUCAUGUGCUCGUAGUAUGCUUGACUGCAAAGUCAGCGUUGGCCAGUAUCGAAUCAGGCGAUUAUGGAGGCUGGCAAGGGUAAGGGAUCGCUCGAUGUUCCUAGGGAUUAAAUUAUUUUCCCAAUAUGUAAUUGGUUCCUUGUGUAACAGGGUGUCCGGGGGUGGUAGUAGCUACGGAGGAGGACACGGCGUGGAAUUGGGACAUUUGUCGGGAGGUAUUCACGAUAGCUUGUCUAAUUAUGGCUCCUACGGCUACGGAGGUGGAGGAAUCGAUCACGGAUUACACGGAGGACACGUCCAACACCAUUACGCAGCUGCUGUACCAGUCAGCGAGCACGUCGAAAUCACUAAGCCUGUCCCGAUACCUGUAAUCAAAAAUAUUGGAGUACCUGUCGCCCAACCUGUGGCGAUACCAGUGCCACAUCCGGUGGCUGUAGGCGUACCACAGCCUUAUCCAGUUCACGUGCCCGUGGCAAAGCCAGUGCUGAUCCCUGUAGUAAAGACCAUUGCGGUUCCAGUCGAGAAGAAGGUUCCGUUUCCCGUGGAGAAGGUGAUCCCAGUACCAGUGGAGAAGCCCGUGCCCAUUACGGUGGAGAAGCACAUACCUGUGCCCGUGGAGAAGCCCUACCCCAUCCACAUACCUGUUUACAAGCACGUGUUCCACCGAGUAAAGUCUCACGGGCACGGAUGGCAUUAAACAACUCCGCGACGCGGAGAUGUAUUCCUACCGAUACGCGUCUGCAUGAAGGAUAAGAACGCAUGUUUCCCAUGUUCGUCUUGUGACACACGCAAUAGGAUUCAAGUUCGCUUUCCUAAGAGACCACGAGGCUGAGUAUCGUCCAGCGAAU